Molecule: messenger RNA, 2141 nt
Organism: Diprion similis
Lineage: Eukaryota; Metazoa; Arthropoda; Insecta; Hymenoptera; Diprionidae
Exons: 5
Coding region: 645-1775 (376 amino acids)
Source: RefSeq, a predicted model, not a curated record
CUGUUAUGUAAGUCGGAAGGGGGACUUGUCGAGUUUAGUGAAUGGACCGAAAGAGAAUGGAAGAGAAGAUUGAAGGAAAAUAGUCUUGGGAAUGGAAUCGCGUCCAGCCAGCCUUAAGCCAUCGGUCUCGUUCAUGGCACCCACCAGAAAGACGCCAUUGGCCAAAUCACGGUCUUCAGUAAGGUCCCAAUGCGCACUGUGUUGACUUCUUGGAAAACGUGGUAACUCUUGAAAAUCGAGAUAUCAGAGCGAUGAGCCUGGAUGGACGGCUGAUUUCUGCUCGAGGUAAAACGUGCUGUGCGUGCUUCAAGGGUCCCCUAAUCGCCAGUGAGUUUGGAGUUGAAGUGCUGAAAUGUAACAGCUCGAAUUACUCGUGGAACUGAAAGAACUUUGACCAUUUGUACAAAAAACGACGUUACAAGCCGCAUUGCGCCACAAGAAAAGUGAGUGAACACUCCCCGACCUUCCAUUCAUCCUUUUUCCUUUGGAGUGUUAAGGCACCGGCACCGAGCCUUGUUUACUUCUACUUGGUUGAAGUUAGUUGAAUGUUCACAUCUUAGUCCAGCAGCUGAUAAUUGGCUGAGAGGCUCGAGCACUGGGGUCUUAUUGAUAGUCAAUCUGGUCAACCCACCACUGCAUAUUCGAUGAUAAAGAUGCACCAGCCAGUGAUAGAAACCUGGGCCGUGAGUUGUCUACUAGCAAUCUACGUCGGACCUCUUUGUGGAAGUCCUGUCAGGCCGCAUUGGACUCCUCAACAAUCGGGCAAGGCUGUCAAAUAUCCACAGACCGGAAACGAGUACCCCGUACAUGCUGAUUAUGGGAAGGAAUACCGAGGUUCAGUAAAUUCCCAAUUUGAAAGUAACGAUCCAUCCCAGCCAAAGCAGUGGUGGCGGUCGCGAAAUCAUCCAGCUCGAUAUCCUAAGGGAUAUGACCAUGGUGACGAGUACUUAAACUCGUUUCGAAAAGACCAGAAAUCAUACUAUCAGAGCCUGUCACAGGUGACCGAAAAUCCUUCGAGAAAAAUUCAAGACGAAGAAAGGUUCUCUGCCAUGCCGGGAACACAUAGUUACUACCAAGACUAUCUUCCCCUCGACGUUGAAGACGCGGAUCCUGACUCGAAGGAAUAUGAUAUGAAGAAGCUAAUUGGUGAAGUCGAUCUUUCGAAUCCUUACGAUGAAAUCGACAGAAAAGUGGAAAAUUCUACUACUGAAAGGGUCGCAUCGCUUAUUACGAAGAUGUUGUUGGAAGAGAAUUCUUAUGUACCAAGUCUAAGUGACUUGGAGAUCCUAAAUUCUUUGGAGGAUAAAAUAAUUGCAAAGGCCACCGUUCCAGAAGAAAUCAAACGAGGAGUCAGACAGAUAUCAAGUCAGCAGAAGCCAGCAGCAGUCUUCACGUUGGCCAGGUUGGCUUUUGAGAAAGUGAACGAUACUAAAUCAGCGGUCAACCAGAUUGGUGCCAUCAUUAGCAGCAAUAUUUCACCCGAUGUUCCAUCUACCUCGCGCCCCUCGAUUACCACAAGUGCUGCAACUAGCGUGAGCAGUACUUUGUCAGAUGCGAAUACAACUAUGACCACAACCACAACGGAAGCUCCUUUCGUGCUAACGAGAUCUGCACUGCUGGGAAUUAUCAGGAGAAAUCUCAGAGGAUUGGUCAGAUUGUUCAAUAUUGAGUGGCGGGAGGCGUUGAAUCAAUCCCAAGUAUCGGUGAGAGACUUUCAACGGGAUCUUGGGAACCAAAUUCGACCCUACCUCGAAGACAAUCCCAACUUAAACUAAUUAUUUGGUUAAGAAAUUGGAGCAGCCAUCGUAGAAUAGUCAUUUAUUCCAUAUUUAGGAUCGCAUUAAGUAUUGUCAAUUGAUUGUAUUUUAUGAGUUCAAUUUAGAAAUGACCAAAGACUGCAUUUGUCAUAAGUGAAAUACUUGAGUGGAUUAAUUCAACUACUGCCUAUACCUAAACAUCGUAAUUUAUUUAUAUUUAUUAUUUUAAAUAUUGAUUUGUACAGUUAUUUCUCAACCAUAAGUAGGUAUAAUUUUCCUGUAAUUUAUUGUACAUAGUCCUGUUUAGGGUCAAUGCGUAACAUAUUAUCUGUGGUGAUUUUUGCAUGAUUUCUUUAAUAACAAAUUGAAGCGUGUUUCAAUUUU